AUGGAGCAGAUGAGAGUUGUCUUCAUCUUCAUGUGUAAGUCUUUGUUUAAAUGCACUUCUUGUUUUAAUUGAUCAUUUGAGCUGAAAUCUUAUUUUUGUGUAACAGGGAUUCACAUUUGUCUGAAAACACUUUAUUUCACGGAAAGCAAACGGGGGUUGCACGGGUUUGGUCGUCCCUCUGGCUGUUAGGGUUUGCUGGGUUUUGCUACAUCCAGAAAAAUGAAGGUUUUUACUGUUGAAAAUUAAAAGUGGAUGAUGUUUUCGAUCUUUUUAAUGGUUCUACUUUUCAUCUGAGGCAGUCCUCUGAAAAAACACCUUUAGAGAAGGUUAACCAACUUUGUUAUACUGAAUACAAUUCUAAGAAUCGUAUGGAUCAACAGCUUUAAAUGUAAAAGCAAAAUAAUAGACUGAGUGCAAAGAUUUGAGGGUGGAGGAGCACAUCCAUAGAUAAUAUCACCAUAAUCUAGAACUGAAGAAAACAAGUAGGAAUAAAGUUGGAUCCGUUUUUAUUGAAAACUUAGUUUCUGCCAAAGUUUGCUGAUGAGUUUUUCAAUAUGAGCUUUAAAUGUAAAAUCAUCAAGUCAGGUACCAUGAUAUUUUAAUGCUGGGGCGGGACCCUUUCAAUAUUUUUACCAUCUAGUGUUAUUUAAACCUUUACAUUUUUUUUUUCACAUUUAGAGCUGAAAUGCUUUGAGGAAAACCUUUAUCUUUACAAGGAGCUUGACUGAAUUUUCAUGGAAAAAAAUCUAUAAAAAAAAACUUCAUGAUCUCAUUCAUGGAAUUUCAGAAAGCAAUUCUUAAUCUGGAUAAAGGAUUCCAGGAAGGUUGGAUCUGGAUCAACACUUUAAUAUAGAAAUUAAGUAAAUUUUUCCGUCAGUGGCCAGAAACAUCCUCUAAACUUUGCUCACUAAGAGAGUCAAAACAGACCCUUUAAUUUAAGUCUGUUUAUAUGAUGCAUAUGCAGCAAACUAAACACGGCCUGUCCCUGUUUAGCUUCACAGAAGAUCAGGGUCUUGGUUCUGCUGCAGCUUGACAGAAAGAACGGUUCAACAGAAACAAUUUCUAAGAACAAGUGUGUGAAAAACGUUCACACCUAGUUGGUGGUCACCUUCAUUUCACAGGUUUCUUAAUGUAGAUAUUAACACCUAGAUGUGAACCGACGGCUGCAGUUUUGGAGACCUUUUUUUAAGACAGUGCUACAGCAGUAAAAUCUAAAAAUAUGUGCAUGCAAAGCUUUUAACUUCAGUUUGUGGUGGCCUUUUCUACAUGCAUCUCAAUGCAACUAUUAAGAAUUUUCUGAUGUUAAUUGCAUGAACCUGCAAUGAAUAUUUCAAGAAUUUUAAGACUUUUUUUUACUUAAUAUUGGAGCUUUUAUGCUCUUCUGUAUUUUGUCUUCGAAUUCAAUAUGCAAUUUAUUCAGAAAACCUCAAAAAUUUGGUGAUCAUAGGGUAAAAAUGUUUAUAAACCAUUUGGUAGUUAGAUUAAAGGCAUGUGCAUCACGUUGUAUGACUAAAUUUCUGAAAGGCCAUGCAUCUAUACAUUUACAUUUUCUCAAUUUUCCUAUAAUAAUGAGCUAUUUGAAGAUGGUUUCUCCAGAUAAUUGAUCUCCAGGGUUACUUAAAGCAAACGCGAAAUAGGAUUAACAGGUGUGUCGAUGGCAAACUGUAGUUUUGAGCUUUUAUAUUGACAAAAUAUGAGUGUCAUGUGAGAUAAAAGCAAUGAAAUAAAUAGAUACAUGAUUCUGGAGUUUGAUGAUUAUUUUAGUCUGCUUUUACUGUUUUUCUCCUCUGUAAAUAUUAGGGCUGUAACCAACCAAGGAAAUUCUCUGAAAACCCCUGAAAUUUUCGAACAAAAGUCGGGUAAUAAGGGGAUGGGGUGCGGCUCCCUCCCCCACGCACACACACACACACACACACACACACACACACACACAAAUAACAAACAAACAUUAUAUUCAGCAAACCACCGGAUGUUGAUUAAGGUGGACGCCCUUCAAUCUUCCUGUCUCCAGCUGGUCUCUAGUGGGUUGGGCAAAUCCAAUAUACAAGGGAGGUGUUCUGAGAGACCUGUGAAAUUAACCAUAGACUGUAAAUUGACACGGAAAAAAUUGAGUCGACCAAUCAGAAUUUUGAUUGACUCAGCCCGUAUCCACCAAUAAGUCGACCAGUCAGCUCGGACUUUACAGCCCUAAUUAAUAUAUAGUCAUGUUUCCAUGGUAACAUAUUGGUAUCUGCUUCCCUGCAGCAUAAAUAAACAUCAAACUGAACAUCUCUAUUCAAGGAUAAGUUAAGAACAUUAGCCUGUUUAUUUGUACUAACCAUUCCAAACUGAACACUUCCAUUAAAGGUAAGAUUAGAAAAUAAGGGACUCUUCCUCAUAGUCCACCGUUCUGUGAAGCUGAAUUAUAGAUCCUGACAUGUCAUAAAGACAAAGGAUGCUUUAAAGACGAGGUCACAUAGUGCAGGCCUGCAGAUUUAAUGAUGUAUAUAUGUUUUAAACUCUAAAUCAUUCAGCUCUUCUUCUUCUUCUUCUUCUUCUUCUUCUUCUUCUUCUUCUUCUUCUUCUUCUUCUUCUCAGAGCUUCACAGCUAAUUGGUGUUAUUUCCACCUCUCACAAAGCCUGAAACAAACACUUUUUACCACAGUAUCAACAGGCAGAGGGAAAAGUGCUGGACUUCUUCACACUAAUUGGUUUGGCACGUCUGAUGUGGUGAUGGCUGGCGUCACUUUUCUUGUUGUUGUGAUGAAUCAACAUUUUAGGGGGUUUUUGUUCCCAUCGGCUGUGUCCGAAAUAGAUCCCUAACCCCUUUAUAGGCGACUAUAUGGGGGUUAGCGCCAUUUUGAGGGGUGUCCAAAACCUGAGUGAUCAAUUCUAGUGCCCCAUAUAGGCGACUCAAAAUUUCCCAUAAAGCAUUGCAAAAUGUAGUGACCAUCCGAUGGUCACUCACCGGUGGUGGGCAUCCCGUCAUGCAUUGUGUCUUGCCAUGUAGUGUCCGAAACCUCCGGUGAUUGAGCUCACUACAAAGUCAGCUAUAUAGUGAAACCGCAUAUGGGGGUUAGGGGUUAGGGAUUGAGUGAUUCAUUUCGGACACAGCCUAGAAUUUAACAAAGCCUGGAAGUAAACAGGAAAGCUGAGCGAUGACAUCACAUCAGGAUCAUCAGGAUUUUCCCAGUGAAGGCAGAGCUCCUGUUUAGACUGCCUGAAGUAGUUAGAUUAGUCAUUAGUCUAGAAAAUAUGAUCAAAUCCUCUCUGUUGAGACGAGAUGCUAACUCAUGAUGACUUACAAUAAAGUAAAUUGUAUUGACAGAAUCUCGCUGCAUCUCUGUUGCUAUGGUCACACUGUUUUACAUGCUUAUGUAUAGAACAGUUCAUGUCAAAAACUCAAUGCAGAGACAAAGCAGGUGUCCAUAAUUAGAAAUUAAUAAACACGCUGCAGCCAAUCAGAACAGAGUAUUCACUGGACCUUAAUAUAACUGAAGAUUAUACCUCUGUUCGUCCAAAAGGAAAUGUGAUGUAAACUGUUUAUUCCUCUUUCCUUAUUGACUCUUUUCAUAUAAAUGAAUUAAAAAUAUCAUACAAACACUGUUGUCUUCAAAGCAGCAUUGUCCAGUUUUUUCCUGACUCAAAAUUUUACGUCCAGAUUUUUGGUAAUUUCACUGUAAAACUCAGUGGAAGUGCUGCAUCAGCUGCAUUUUUCUGUGUGUUGGGGUUAGGGGUGUGCACUUAUUCAGUCUUACCUCUGGAGAAUGGAUUAAAGAGAAUGAUCCCCUCCUUAAAUACAAUGUUUAUUCAGUUCAGACAGAUACUGUUAAAUCUGUAUUGACUGUUUGAUCUCUCUGUGUCACACAGUGAUGGUCUCAUCUGCUGCUGUGGAGGAGAAGAGUGAGCUGACUGGUGUUCAAGGAGAAUCUGUCACUUUUCCUGAUCCUGUGCUGCAGACUGGAUUUAUUAUCUUUGGAGGAAACCUUGCUAUGGUGGAUGACAGAAAAUUCAAGAUAUUAGAGGAAAUUUACAAAGAUAGACUUUCCUGGAACGACAUAACUGGACUCUUUACACUGAGAGGACUGCAGAAGGAUGACUCUGGGGAUUAUACUAUUGAAUCCAAAACGGGGAACGUUUUUAAACAUCAUCAUAAACUCACAGUUUACGGUAAGUUACAUUUACUUUGCUAGUUAACAGUCCAGUUUGUUGGUGGCACUAUUUUAUCAGCAUCUUAAGACUGUUUGGUACCAUAAAAUUCAUAUUUUACUCCAUAAUUUCAUUCAGCAUGAAACUCAGUUAUUUGAAACUCAUUCAGAUCAAAACAGAAUUUAUAGUUAUUUAUUGAUUUAUUACUUUGAUAGAUUGUUUCUGGUAACUGCUGCUGUUCCAUGGGUGUAAAAUAAACUUUUGAAUUCAUUUUUUUAACAGGAGCGAAUCUUGGUUUUAAUUGUGGCGGUCAUGCAUUAAAAAGUUGGUCUGCAGAGACAAACAGCAUGAUUGUUUUAUGAUGGUUUGACAUUGAAAACUGAAGCAGUUCACAGCCUGUUUGCAGAAAGUGGCUUUUGAAGGCUUGAAAUGUCUUUACAAGUACAUUUGUCAGCAUCAGUAUAGAGACAGGAUGGUUUUAAAAAGUUUUAUAGAAACCCUAAUGCUGUGCAAAAUGUUUUUUCUGGAAGAGUUCAACUUUUUAAAGUGCCUUUAAUAUGAUAAUCCAUGCUUUCCUCUUGAUUUCUGUGAGAUCCCUUAAAACAGGCCCAUUGACUCAGGAUUUCCUUCUUCUGGGACAUCCUGAGCCCACUGUAACCGAUACCCUGAUGUACCAAAGACCUAAGACUAGGUCCAGACUAUAGGGGUUUAGAAAGAUUUUGAGUAUAAAGACAAAUAUAAGGAGAAACUUUAUAUAUUCUAAUGCCAGAGGGAGGCUGAGUUGAAACUUGACUUCAUGUCCUGGAUGAACCAUCUGUUCAGAGUUUCAAAUUUAUCAUGAAUCAGGCCAAAACAGUUCAGACAGUUUUUAUGCAAACUGCUGCUGCUGCAUAUUUGCACAACUAACAGUUCUGGUCUUAUUUAAAGACACAAAGAGGAGAAUUCAGCUAAUUUCAACAUAGUGAUUUAUGCAAAUAGUUUUAACAGAUCUCUAAAUUUGAUCCCCAUGUAAACAUCUUUGAACUGUAGAAGAUUAACUAUGUCCUGACCAGUCUUUGUUAGGGUUAAUUACAGACACAUUUAAGGUUUUCUGGUGAAUCUGUGAAGUUUUUAGGGGAUGAUAUAGACACCAGCAGAUCUGACACCAGUUUCCCAACCUCGAUCUCUUACUUCUCUCCUGAAGUUUAACGCUCCGUUUGACUUCCUCAUUUUUAGCUGUCAACCACCAUGAUAGACUGAUGGUGUGAAAAGAUAAGUGGUCGAUAGAGAGAUAAUUUAAAGAGGAAACGAGUGUAAAACGGCUCAGACUGUAAAAGUCUUUAUUUUCUCAUCACCUUGAGCAGAAACAGGAACAUAAGAAAGGCCAGCAUGACAACAUGGUCUGUGUAGAGCUCCUGUGGGUUUCAUAUCUUGUCAUUUUAAUUUUUCUAAUACUUGAUGACUUUGAAUAAGAACACUGUCUUUAAUUUAAAGAAAUCAAGAAAGAAAUCAAUGACUUGUUUAAUACAAAGACUGUGAAAGAAAGUGGUAUUAGGGCUGCACGAUUUUGGCCAAAAAUAAAAUACAGAUUUUUUUCUAUGAAAAGACGAUUUUUGAUUUUGAUUUUUUUUUUCAGUGACAACUUCACCAAACUUCACUUUUAUAAUAAGUUUUUCUUUCAUUUCCUUUAAACGAAACCACUAAAAGCGAUGUAGUGCAUAUGUCGAAUCAGUAAGUGGCGCUGUAACGCUGCACAGGAAAUACACAAAAGAAAGAAGAAGAGUACAGAGCAAGUGUAUAAAGGUUGUUUUGACCGAAUACGGAGUUGAAAUGGUAGUUGUUUACGGAUUUAUGCACUCUCUGACCCGUUUUUAAAAAGUAACUAUUUACCAUUGACAGACUUUGCAGCAGCGAGUGGUUUGUGAAGUGGUCUGUGUCUGUGAAGCCGUAGUAAUUCCACAUGACUGACUUGUUCUUGUCCUCUUUAGCCACAAAAUUAUGGCCCUUUUUUCUGCAAACUCCAUGACUUUUUACAUUUGUUUGUGUGGAAACUGUAGAGUGCUCCAUCAGGAUGGGGGGAGCCUACGGUGGCCUGGAGGCGCGAGACACGGUAGAGAGGAAAAUCGAUUUGAUGAUUUUAAUUUUUUUAACAUCAUCAUAAUCAAAUAAUCAGAUUAAGAUUUAAAAUCAACUAAUCGUGCUGUCCUUGGAGGUAUAUAUAUAAAUAUAAAUUUUAGUUUAUUCAUUACCUGCUGCGUCACAUGUUUAAUAAUUUGGUAGACAAACAAAAGUUCAGCCUCACUUCCCCUCUCGAUAUUGUUUACUUCACUUAUCUGUUGUUACCGUUGAUACAUUUAACUACUUCUCACAUUGAUGGAAAAACUAAUAAACUGUUUAUGGCCUAUGCGUCCGUUUCUGCUAAAGUCAGGUUUAUUUAUGGGUCAGAGCUUCAGUGUGAGAAUAAUCCUCAAUUUAUCUUCUGUGGACAUCUUAUCUUUGAUCUGUUGUUUAUUGUGUUCUUUGUUUUGUAAAUAGUCUAUCUGUCAAAAACAAUGUUGAUUAUUAAAAAAGAAACAUGGGAAUUUCACGAGGAAGAGAAGUUGAUAAGAUCCUGGACACAAAGUGAAUUUACAGAUUUGUACGUCUUUAUCAUGUUACACCGGGUCAGAAAAUCAGUAUCAGUGCAGACCUGCGCUUAUAAGGUCCAGUAACGCACCACGCUUAGAGACUUUAUAUCCCAUUUACAAGGGACGACCUUAAAAUGAAAUGCAAACCAAGUGUGUACAGAGAGGAUGUGGGAGGCUCUGGAAAUAAAAUAAAAAAAAAAACUGAAACUAUGCUGCUCUGAAAGUGAUGGAUGAAGGGGAGGCGAGCAUACGAGGGCAGUUCGCUGUCCGGCUGAUUAGAUAUGGAAUGGGAAACAAGGGGAAGUCCAAGGCCUCGGAAAAUGAUCCGACAACCUCCUCACUUAAAAAUCUGCCUCUUUUUGUUGCUUUCUCACCUCUGGGGCUCAUUACACAGUGUAACCAUGAGGUAUUCAUUUUGAUUAGUGACAAUAUUUUUUUUGCUCAUUCACUGAAAGUACUUUAACCUGUUUGAUACAAAAAACAAAAAAAAAAGGUUGAACUGAUAAACAAAACGAAAUCAACGAUCCCUGCACCUGUUUAAACAACAUGUUUUACAGCAGUAGUCAUAAAAGAUCCAUCUACCUGUGACGGCAGGUGGUACUCAUCCAUUAUCUUCACACAGAUACACAUUUCUUGAUUGUUAAAGGGUGUGUUAUUUUUAGCCUCAAGCAGCUUUUUAGAAAAAAAAAAUACUUUGAUAGUUUUAAUAAAAAAGUGUUUUCAAAGACUAAAAGUGACAUCAGUCAGCUCUCUAACAAGUAUCUCAGAACCAGAAUCAGAAUCAGCUUUACUGACCAAGUAUGUGUACACAUACAAGGAAUUUGACUCCGGUGAACUUUACUCUCUAUCUACAAACAUGAAACAUGAAAUACUGCAAAAAUUAAAAAUAUGUACAACAUAAACAAGACAUUUAACUUAUGUAUACAAAACAGGAGUGCAACAGUGCAAUGAUGAGGAGUGCAGUGGAGUGGGGGGUGGUUAUGAUGGUCCGGGUGCUGGACGUGAACCCCGGUGAUCAUCGACCGGCACCAUGAGCAGGGCCAGUUUGUGUUGUUUGGAUUUGUGUGUAGGUCAGUGCAGUGUCGAGGUGUAGCAGGAUUAGUGCAGUCUCAUGUUUACUGCAUCAUCCACCAACCUGUUUGCAUAAUAGGCAAAGUGCAUGAUAGGCCUGUGAUGUCCUUCAGGCGGCUCGAUACCAGUCUCUUAAAGGUUUUCAUAAGCACAGACGUCAGGACGACAGGCCUGUGAUCAAUUUACCUUAUGAUGGAGGUUUGACGGUGGAGUGUUUAAAGCAGGAGAGGACUUUGCACUGCUCCAGAGAUCUGUUAAGGAUCUGAGUAAAGACGAGGCCAGCUGGUCAGCACAGACUCUCAGGCAAGAGCUGCCUGACUCUGAAAGAGCUGACACAACUCCUCUUCAUCUAUCCUUAAGGCUGGUGGGGGGGAGUCUUUAAAGUUAAAGUUCUUUAAAGGACUUUGGUCACUAAAAUAAAGAACAGUUGUCAACUUUCUGACAUGUGACAAAAAGCUGAAAAUGUUGAGGCUUCAUAAAAGGAGGAUUUAUGGCAGAGCAACAGUACAGGAGAGGAUAAUGUGAUAUAUGAUCUGCGUACAAUUGUCAACAUACCAAAUGAUACUGUGGAGAUUUUAGAAACCACCAGCUGUUGUGGUCUGGCACAGUCAGUGGAAAAGAGCCCUGGAGUUGAGGAAUAAGCUCAUGAUUUCAUCUUGUAAGACUAAGCUGGUAAAAUUCCUAACAUGACUAAAUCACUCUGACCAGUUUGGAGUGGCCUAUUGGGCAACGAUUGACGCUCGGCCCCUGGAGGGACUGGAGGUUGACCUGCUGUCAGAAGUUGAAACACCCAUCUGUUCUCUUCCUUCUGCACUGGAAAGAGGCUCUGAGUUCACUGGAGGGACUUUAUGUCGAGGUCAAGGGACACCAGAGGGGUCUAAUAAAAAGGGGGAGAUAUCUGGGUCACAGAGUGUUGAGGGGAGAAGUUGCAUCAAACUUUAUUUCAAAAUCAUGAUGGAAAAUAAGAAGCUCAUGACAUGUUUUACGUCACACUUCCUGUAAUGUAACCACUGCACAUGCUCAUGUCACAGAGACAAUAGGGCGUAUUUAGUUCUUGCAGAAACAUUUUGGUUUGAUCCAUGAACCUAAAAUUAGGACACAGCAUCAUCAGAUCUGAACAACAUGCACGCACAUGCUUCACUUUUGCACAAAGAUUACUUGCAGAUUAUUUGGUCACACCUCUGUUUCAACAGCAGCUAAUAAUAAUUUGUGGAGUGAUUCAGCUGAGGAAAAGCUAGGGAAUAGACUGACUAAACAACGAAGCCAAUCCAAUGAAAUAUGUGACACGUCUCUGUGAAAUAGAAACCAAAUAUCUCUGCAUUUGAUGGCACACCAAAGAGGUUCAUGAUGUUGAUCCAGCCAACAGUGUUUUCUCUUUGACUCAUAUUUUAAGGCUGGAAAGUGAUGCUCCGAUUGGUGCAUGUAAAUGUUGAUUCAAUGGUUUAAUUUUGUUUUCUUGUCUCCCUUUUUCAGAGCCUGUAUCAACCCCAGUUGUGACAUGGCUGAACGUGAGCACCAAGAACUGCACCUUCCUUUGUUCUGUGAAUAAAACUGAUGAUACAACUCUGCUGUGGUACAAAGACCAGAAAAUAUUGAACAACAGCAGCUCAGAAUUCUCUCUGUCAAUCACUGUUGAUAUUACUUCAUCAUAUAAGUGUGUGGCAAAAAGCCCUGCUGAAAUAAAAACAGCUGAUGUUGAUCCUAAGAAAUACUGCAUACAACCAGAAGAGAAAGAUUCUUCAGGUGGCAGACACUGUAAGACUUAAUUUAACCCUUAAUUUUGAACACAUUUCUCAUGUACUCACAUUCUCGUUUUCUGUCGUUUUUUUUGUAGUUUCCUAAAAAUGUCUGUUUUAUUUCCACAGAUAUAUGGCCCAUCAUUCUUACGGUUGUUGUGCUCGUCUCAAUCAUUGCAUGUUGGCUUUUCUGCAAACAAAGGGCAGCCAGAGAGACACAAGGCAGGUAUUUAUCUUAUUAAUCUGAAUCCUGAAAACAUGUUUAAAUAAGGACUUAAGUUCUGCAAUAUGUAUCAUUGUAAAUGUAGCCAAGAGAACUAAUACGGUGAUCUAAGUGAAUAUUUCAUUCUUACUGGCUGCAGAGUAUCUGUAACCUGAUGAUGGACCAUUUUAAACCUGCAGUGAAAAGCAUUUCCAUUACAUUUUAAUCUGUCGCCACGCAUUAAUUCAGCGCACAAGGCCUCCUUUGCAAAUAAGCCUCUUUGUAAACUUGGACAUCCUGCUCCAGCGUCAUAGACCGCUCAAAGCCAAAGGGAUGUCAUGCAUUUGUUUCUGAAGCAGACCUUUGACGCCCAUUGGUGGCAGUCGCCAUACUGGAAAAUGCUGACUUAACUUUCCCUAAACCUACUCAGGCGAGCCAAACUCCGACCAGCAACAUCUCAUUGGGAAAAAAGUUAACACAAAUUCCUUCCCUGGACUGUGUGUGUUGUUGAAAAUUCAUAACCAGACUUUAAAUAUGUUUACUUUUCCUGCAAAGAUGGGCUUUUUUGAAUGAAGUGUGUGUGUGGUUUUUGGGGCUUCUUCAGCCAGCCUCUAGUGGGCAUUUUAGGAACUGCAGGUUUUUCUGUGCACUUCGGCAGCAUCUACAUUUCUCAGGCCAGAGAAACUUGUGUUUAGUUUAGUUUUGUUUGUUUGUCUGCUGUUAAUACGUUUUUGAUCGGGGGCAGGGAGAGGUGAACGGUAUAAAGGAAUCAAAGUUGUGGUCGUAGUGCUGGCAAGAAUUUUAAACUACUUCUCACCCCUGGAUGCCGUGCAGGAGGUGAAAUUACAUCACUUAUAAUCUGAUCAGAAUCAGGGAAAUGGUCAAGUGAGAGUAAAAAUGGCUCAUAAGCUUUCUGAUCCAAAUAAAACCAUCAAUCUCCUUGGAGGUUUGAGUUGGAGGUGGUUAACUCCCUGGGAGCGCAAAAAGAGAGCCCUUUGGGAGGUUUGUUAUAUGAAAAACAAGAUCACGUAAGCUGCCAUCCACAUGACUGAUGCUUUACCUCAAACUCAUUUUUUGUUUUCUGCUGCAGUGAAGCUGCACCACAGUAUACAGUCAGCAUCUUGAUCAUAUAAACACAAAAUCAGGAUAGAUCAUACUCCUCUCUGAGAAAUUUUAACCAAACAGCAAAAGGUUAUCACACAAAAUCCACCUUUUCGUGUUUGUAGAAAUGCUGAAGCGGUCAUGUUAUUGGAAAUGCUGACUCAGCUUAUGUUAAUGGAAAGAGGGUUUGCAAAAUAAAGGUCUCUUUGAAGCUCUGUAAAUGAUGAGAUUUUAUCCUACCUAUACCUGCAUCAAUGCCUGCAGUCAUGCUCAUAGGAUAAAAAGACACCUGAGUCAUGCAGCCUCAGGGUCUGACAGGCAAAUAGAUGGAAAUGUUUGUGGUUGUUGAUGUAAAUGGACCUCAUAGAUCACAUGACAUCAUUUGGUUGACUGAAGGUCAUUAAAAUAGCUUCUAGGUGUUGUCAGGUACUUUCUGAGUACAUUAGCUCUAUGGGGUAUCGAUUUACCUUUGGGAUUCUAGUCAGGCAAAACAAAGAGAGACAAUCUUUUAUUCAUCAAUCAAUCUCUCCUCAUUGCAUUUAGAAAAUGGAGGACUGAGUUUUUUGAAAAGACGCAGGUGUGGCCGACAAAGGCGAACGAUCCGCAGCGACCAGAACGAUCUUCAUGAGGAGAAAUGCACUUCCACUGCAGCAAUGACACGACUUCAAAAACACAUGCAACAGUACAAAACAAAAGCAACGCUGAAAAUAUUAAGUUACCUAGAGAGUGGAAAGGGCUGCUAUUACGGCUCAUUUAUGCUCACCAUACACAUGAAAAUAUAGGCGUCUGUUUCACUGCCCACAUACUUCCAUGUGUCCUUUAUGUUGGCAUGGAUGUUAACCAUUACAUCCACCAGGGGGCAGGCCAGAGUCAAAUGUUUCUGACAACAACAAACGAAAAGAAACACGGCAGCUGUGGAGGAGCUAGUGAUAAUUUGUAUUUUGCAUAGGGUACAGAAACAGAGGCAGCGUUGGGGGAUGGGGUACUCGGUCAUGCCACUGAACGCGGUUGGAGGAUGGAGAAUUCUUUUCUCUAGUCGUACCGAUGAGAGAAAUUGAAGGCCAUCCUCAAAAAGCCCCGCCAUUGUCUUCUUCGUUUCUCUGUAGAGAUGCAUAUCUGGUAGUAACAGCAGCAACACUGCCCCCCAUGGUUUCUGGUGAUACUGCUCCGUCUGGCCUGUAUCCAAACUUCAAGGAUACGAGCAGAAAUACUGAGGAAAAGAACGCGAAGCACGGAUGGAAAGCACCGUCUGUGUGCAGAUCCGUAUGUAACGUUGACCAUAAAUGAGCCUAUUUCAUAAAUGAUACCAAUGAGGUAGGAAACCCCUUAAACCCCCAACUAAACUAAACUAUGAAACGGCCUUUAGAGAGUUGAAAAGAGUGUCGACUCCACAGCCAUUGCACAGGCUACUUUACAUUUAUAAUCUUUACAGCUCUUGAAAUGUGACCACAUGAAAGAGGCGAACAGUGUUGAGCAGCUGUUCUAUCGAAAAAAAUUGCAAGACACGCUCUUCAUAGACUCCAGUCAAGCUUUGAUAUGCAACCAGUGAAGCCAUAAACUGAGAGAGAACUAAGAAACUGAAAGUCAAAAUGGUUUUUAAUUAGACAUACUUACAGGAGUGGAAGUCUGAUUCGUGUGUUCUGCAUGUGCAAAAAUAAGGUUUUAGCAGUUCCUGCAGUUUUCCUGUUGCAUCAUCAAUAUCAUUCUCUCCAAUCAGCUUCAUCACAAGAGUUAUGAAACUUCUCCAUUUGCAGAUUUCUCUUGCAUGAGUUAAUAAACUGUGAGCUUGAUGUGUUCAGGCUUGUUCUCCAUCGGUUGUAUGAGCGGGAUGAAUAGGCCCUGCAAGCAGUUCAUUUAAACAAGGUUCAAAGUGAAUGAACUGUGUGCACACCUGGAGAUGGUAGAAAAUCAAAAACAAAGGUCUGACUCUCCCCCCUGACAAAAGAACAUUGAAAUCCUCACACAGAAUAGAUUGAUUGAUUGUUUAAUUUUCAAAUGGGGUUGUAUGAGGGAGUGGUCAAUAGUAGGAGUAAUAUUGUCCUGCAAGUGUGUUAUUUUACCUUUCUACUCAUCAGAGCAGCUCACAUAUCACUGAAACAUAUUUCUUGCGAUGAGAAGGGGCCCUGUUGGGGUUUUAGGUUUUACACAUGAACCGGUAUGAGCUGUCAGUGAGAACAGGAUGUACACACUGAGAUGUUGGCUUUGUGGUUCUUCACACAGGGUUUUUUAAGCACGUACAGCAGCCUCUGAAAGAUUAUACGAGGUAGAUGUAAACCAAGAGCUGUACUUUAUUGUCUCACGACAAUCUAAAAUAAACAGAGGCAGCUGCACAACAGCUUCUUGUUUCUCCAGAAUGAAAACGGGAAGUUAGACAAAUAUUUAUCAUGUAGGAAGUCACGUAUGACGUCCAAUAAAAAUAAAAAAAACAAUGUUAAAAAACUGUUUCCUUCUCCUUUUGAUGGCAGACGUGACAGAGCCUGACGUUUGUCCUAUAAAAAUCACGCUUUUAUUAUCGGGAACUUAAGACCUGCAUGAUGGGAGAAAAACAUAAAACCGUCAACUAGCCCCGAGGUGUCAAUAAUGAGCGGAUAGACAUUGCCGCACUUAGAGGCUCGGUAUGUAAAAUCUGUUUGUCUUUCUGCUUAGAUGAAAACAUUGUUAGAGACAGAACAAGUGUGUCUACAACUGUGGAAAAAAAAUCAUGCAUGUGGAGUGUAAAUUGUGGCCUGGAGGAUUGGGAAACAGAACAUUUUCAGACAAUUUGGUUCAACUUCUACCACUCUAGCCGAUGAUGUGAUCCACUCUCAAAAUUUCUCCAAAAACGAUCAUGGACAUUAAAAAGUGAUUAAUCAAAAACAACAUAACGUAUCAAAAUGUUGAUUAAUACACCAAUAGACAAGACCCGUGUCUACAUUUUAACAUUUAAUUGGAGUCUCUAGGUGAAAGUAUGCCAGAGCAGUAGACACUUGAAAAACGACAGUAAUUGCUCCUUUUUUGGCUUUUCUCGUUGACUUCAGUGCAAAAUCUUCCCCAUGUGUCAGCUGAUGGUCUGAUGUUGGCAGACAGGGCACCAAGGCCACUCUUGAUCAGAUGGUCUAUAUUUUGAAAGUUGUUGUUCUGUAUCAGGCCAAGUGGAAGCAUGUGACUCAAAAAUAAAACGGGCCCUAAAGCUAAAUCUUGUGACACACCACAGGAAACGUUUGAUGUUGAGAGUUUAUUUUGGAGUUUCCUCUGUUUCUAAUGCAAGGAAAUGUUGAAAUCUCUUCUUUUUUUUUCAUUAAAACACCAAACGGAGAAACAAGAGUGGAAAUGACAAAGUUAAUAGUCUUCAUUCACACUUGCUUUCACUCUUUUUUGGUCAAACUAUGUUGUACAAGCUGCACUCUUGUCAAGGUCGGGGCAGUUUGAUUUGGGUGUAACUGCAGAGAUAUAAACACGGCCUGACAGGAAUUCGAUUUUGUCGGGGAAAUGAGAGGAAACAGAACUUCUUGUUUACCAGAGUGGACUGCUCGCUCAUCAAAAUGGAAUUCUGUGUAGUUUCCUGUAAAAGCUCUUAGACACUUAGUCGACUGUGGGGGAUGGUAAGCUCGAGGCCUCAGCUUUGAAAACCGAUCGGACUCACUGUUUGAGUCUAGAUAUGAUUACAGUCAUCGCCUCCUGACUCUGAGAGGAGUGUAUGAUGGAUGCAGAUGAAGUCACCAUUCAGAUAUCUAUUACACACGAACAAAAGCGUAUCAAAUCACGCCUUGUUUUUUUUCUUUCUCAGUUUUUGCCGAUCUGCUUUGAAAAUUUUUUGGGGAUUUUUGUCUUUUUUGUGUCCUUACCUCCCUGAUUUUGUACAGAUGGAAACAAUUAAACUGUUCGAUUUUCAGUCCUGAUCCUACAUCACAUCUCUAAUUUUGUGUAUCUCUGCAGGUUCAGAGAGCAGAGACUCUGAUGUCAUCUACACAGAUGUGCGUAUAGCUGAAGACAUACGUGCUCAGGUUGGUAUGAUACCUCACAUUCACCCUGGGUAAUCAUUGACUGUAAGCUGCCGUUUCUAAGUAAUGCAACAAAAGCCCCAGUGUUCAGUUGAACCUCCCACUAAGUACAUACGCCAUUUACACUGUACUCACUUAGGCUUUUCCACUGGCGCCAAGCAUCCCCCUUAAUGUGUCUGUUGUUAUCUGGUUGACUGGAAACCAGCUGCAUGCAAACCAUGUAAUCAGCCUACUAAGUAACCAGACACAGCAAUAAAAUCAAAUACACAUUAAUCCGAAGGUCAUGGAUGAAAACAGACAUCCCAGGAAAGAAAGAGGCUCUGAACAUGUCCAAAACUUUGCAGAGAAUCAGCACAUUAAGAGUUUAUUGUAAAAUCAAAGUAUAUUUUUGUGCUUUUAAAAUGCAAUGUGAACAGGAGCUGCUAAGAGCUUGCACACCAUGACUCUAUCAGGUUAAAUUCGCCAAACUGUUGGACGAAAAAUCUUCUAAGUUGUGUUUUAUUGAGGAGUGAGAUGGUGUUUGCAUUAUUCAUUUUGAUUUUUUUUUUCUUACUGGUACAACAAGUGUCAACAUUAUGCCAACCUGAACCUCAACAAAAAUCAUUGCAUCCAACUGCUAUCCAAAACCUUGCUCUCUGACAGGCAAAACUCUGUUCAUUAUUUUCACUGAGAUCUGGAUCUACUUAGCGCCCCCUGCAGGGAUGGAGACUUAUGAUGACUGCAUUUGUGGCUUUUUUCUGUUGCAUUGUUCGUCUUUGAGUUUGUGUUUGCAACAUGUUUGGUGUUAAUGCAUAUUCCUGCUUUUUUCAGUGAUUUUUUGUUUUGUAUUGUUUUGUUUUUUUGGAGCAUGUUUCCAAUGAUUUUUUUUUUGUCUUUCUGGUGGUGCAACUUCUGCGGCUGCGUUUCUAAACUUGCAGCAGCAAUCUCCCUGUAAUUUCGUUGUAAAUUUUGGUAUUUUUUCAUGCUCACCACAUGCUCAGGGAAAUAUGCAGAGACUCAAGGAUGCCAAAUGGGGUUAGGCAGGGACACAGGGAUCAGGAAAACGAAGCAGAAAUCAGGUUAUCGGUCAGCAUGAAAUGAGGUUAAUGGAAACCAUCCAGAAUGACAGGAAGCUGUCAUGCUGUAGGCAAUGCGGUAAUGAGAUAAGUAGACUGAUGCAGGAAAUGAGACACAGAUGGAAGAUAAUAAGAGGAAGAGUCAGGAUGGAGAUAAUGACAGAGCUAAGUAUAUUACAGGAAGAGUCAGAGCAAGAACACACCCACAUCGAUUAGCUGCAGCAAUCAUGAAAUCACAGUUUCGCAACAAACACACAUUUCUCUUUUUUUCCUGUAAAGUCUGUAAAUAAUAGGUGCUCUAAACCUGCAUGCCAAAAAGUUAUGAUGUAUGAAAAGUAAAUCUUGUAAAUCUUCAUAUUGCAAUGUAUAAAGAUUGAUAUUUAUAACACUGCACUAAUUAUAUGUCAACUUUUAUCAUUUAGUUCAUGAUUUUAGGAUCUUCCUCUGGAGCUACAGUCUGAGUUUCAUCUAAAUAAAAAUCUCCUUUUCACUAUUUUGUUUUUGUUCCUCCAGCAAAGAAACCACCAUCAAGAGAGUUCCAGCCUAACUACAGUGUAUGACAAGCUUCAGGCACACCGGAUCAGUCCUCCAGACGCAGCAGACUGUUAA
Molecule: messenger RNA, 16488 nt
Organism: Xyrichtys novacula (pearly razorfish)
Lineage: Eukaryota; Metazoa; Chordata; Actinopteri; Labriformes; Labridae
Source: the annotation of a GenBank genome assembly